AUGGGGUACGCUUCCAUCUGCGACACCAUACUGAGCUUCUUGCGAAAGUUCUUCUCUCUGAUCCUCGCCAUUGCGAUGGGUUUCCUUACACUGCUGUACGCCAUUGGCGCUGGCGUGGUGACCACCCAGGCAAAGAGCUUCAGUAAGUCAGGCUUUGCCCAUUUCCUGGGCAUUAUCUUCGCUAUUACCUCCGCGAUGGGGUAUCUUAUCCUGCACUUUGUCCCCCGCAAGGCGUACCGUCUUCUCUACGCCCUCACAUUCAUUAUGCUCACAACGGUGCUCUUGGUGUCUCACUCGAUGGGGCUGGCGGCGCCGGUCGUAGCCGACUGCGGCGUCGCUGGAUCGCUGAACUUCACGGGCAACUACACGGGUAUCGGCAGCAUUGGCUCCAUACUGAAUGAUGAAAACCAAAACGUGACGAUUGGCCGCCUUGGCCAGCCGGUGGCGCAAUGCAAAGGCAACGCCCUUCUCUUUGCCGCCUCCUUCCUCAACAUGUUCCUCUACGUGAUUGCGCUGUUUGACGUGCAGACGGUGCUGCUGGCCCGCGUCAGGUCAAAGACCUACGGGGAGCGCUUUGUGGAGAUGGGCAUCAGUAACUAG
Molecule: messenger RNA, 600 nt
Organism: Leishmania braziliensis MHOM/BR/75/M2904
Lineage: Eukaryota; Euglenozoa; Kinetoplastea; Trypanosomatida; Trypanosomatidae
Exons: 1
Coding region: 1-600 (199 amino acids)
Source: RefSeq, a predicted model, not a curated record